Menidia menidia (Atlantic silverside) is the source of this 2419-nucleotide messenger RNA. The record is from the annotation of a GenBank genome assembly. NCBI's taxonomy places the organism in Eukaryota, Metazoa, Chordata, Actinopteri, Atheriniformes, Atherinopsidae.
AUGAGCUGGAGCUUCCUGACCCACCUGCUGGACGAGAUCUCCAACCACUCCACCUUCGUGGGGAAGGUCUGGCUGACGAUGCUCAUCAUCUUCCGCAUCGUGCUGACGGCCGUCGGCGGCGAGACCAUCUACCAUGACGAGCAGAGCCGCUUCGUCUGCAACACGCAGCAGCCCGGCUGCGAGAACGUGUGCUACGACGCCUUCGCGCCGCUCUCCCACGUCCGGUUCUGGAUCUUCCAGGUGAUCAUGAUCACCACGCCCACCAUCAUGUAUCUGGGCUUCGCCAUGCACAAAAUCGCCCGCAUGGGGGACAGCGAGUACCGCCCGGUCCAGGGCCGGAAGAAGAGGAUGCCCAUCGUCAACCGCGGGGCCGUGCGGGACUACGAAGAGAUCGAAGAAGAAGAAGACCCGAUGAUCGCGGAGGAUAUCGAACCGGUCAAGCCGGACGCAACCGACAAAAAAUCUGAGAAGAAGCACGAUGGCCGGCGGAGGAUCCAGCGCGACGGCCUGAUGAAGGUCUACGUCUGCCAGCUGCUGUGGCGCUCGGCCUUCGAGGUGGCCUUCCUCUUCGGCCAGUACGUCCUGUACGGGUUCGAGGUCAUCCCCUCGUACGUGUGCACGCGCUCGCCCUGCCCACACACGGUGGACUGCUUCGUGUCGCGCCCCACCGAGAAGACCAUCUUCCUCCUGGUGAUGUACGUGGUCUCCUUCCUCUGCCUGCUGCUCACCAUCCUGGAGAUCGUCCACCUGGGCGUCGGCGGCGUCCGCGACACCUUCCGCCGGAGGGCGGCGCUGGGCGCCCGCCCGCCCCGCCCGCCGUCCUCGCGCUCCAUGCCCACCGCCCCGCCGGGCUACCACGCCACCAUGAAGAAGGAGAAGCUGAAGGGCGCGCUGAGGGACUUGCCCGCGGGCGACUCGGGCCGCGAGAGCUUCGGCGACGAGGCGCCCUCGUCCCGGGAGCUGGAGCGCCUGCGGAGGCACCUGAAGCUGGCCCAGCAGCACCUGGACCUGGCCUACCAGCCGGACGACGGGAGCCCCUCGCGCAGCAGCAGCCCCGAGGUCAACACGGCCGCGCAGACGGCCGCCGAGCAGAACCGCCUGAACUUUGCCCAGGAGAAGCAGGGCGAGCCCAGCGAGAAAGGAAUACAUGCCUGAGCAUGCUUCCCUUCUCUGACAUCAGUCCUUUUCUGGCCCAAAAAACGCACGCGAUGAAGCACAUAUGGGAAUGCAGUCAGACCACUGAGGGGGGGAGCAAAGAGUGCGGCCGAGGGAUUCGUGCCUUUCAGUAUUAGUGGUCGGUCCAAAAACGCUGACCGAGCAAGUGUGGUGACAAACGCUUUCAUUGAAACUUGAACGCCUGUCGCAUCCGGAGGUUCUGCUUGCCGACCUGCGUCCAAACUUCGACAACGCCUUCAGAAACCUUUGACCACACUCUCAACUGACUUGGCGGCCAUGCGGUAAUCCUCCCGAGGAUUAAUCUAAGGUUUAAAGUACGACUGAAUCCACUUUAGUUUAUUCCUCCCAAUUGAGAGGCUCCUUUUUUUCUUUUUUUUUUUUUUUUUUUAAAUGAAAUGUCCCUGAAUGUUAAAGUCUUACUUUGUCGAGGCUUGUUUGUUCUCUAAAUCUUCAAACAACACAGCCUUCGGUUAUGUCUUUUUUUUUUUUUUUUUGUGGGUGUGAUAUGCAACACAAGUGGCCUAACCUGCACUAUGAAUCAUGUUUAAUUAAAAACGGCUUUAAUUUUAGAUUGUUUAUCGGUAAGAACCCGUUCCGUUUUUUUCCGGAACAUUCAAAAGGUGUUUCAUACUUAAUUAAUCGGCCAAAACGUAUGCCUGGGCAAUGCUUGAAUUCAUGAUUUGACUAAGUGUUUUGAGAAUUUGCCAACAAUCGUUCCAUCCGGUCCGUGUUUGUGCCAUGAUGUCCCUUUAAAUUAUGUAACAUGGCGGGUUUAUGCCGCCUUAUUUUUGUAUAAUAGCUGGUCAACAAAACUCCAACCUCUUCUUGAAUUUGUCCUUUGAGUUGGAUUUAUUUUUCUAGCCCAUUAUGUGUUGAAACAUGCAUCUCCACUGUAUUGGGGGGAGGGGGGGGGUUCAGAUGUCUUCAGUUCAUAGCUUUCGAGUACAACUUCUUCCAUAGCCUGUCGGUUGUUUUCAUGUUCAAUUAUAAUGGCUGUCUGAUGCUGUAUGCUUAUCAUCUCACUUCCACUUCAGCCAUUUACUGCAAGGUACAACAUUCCAUUUUGAAUAUGGUACUCCGAUGUUUUUUGUUUCCAUUGCAAGAUUUGUAGCUUUGUAACUGUAGAGAUUAUUUUGUCUUCAGAGUAAAUAAAUAUAUUUGAAAUACUUUUCUCGUAUUUAACUCGGCAAACCGUCUCAUUCCAGGUUACUGCAGCGUUUGACUAGGCAGGGAAAUAAAAGCG